CGUAGUUUUUUUGUCAAAAAAUUAAUUGCGGAUUAAUUGGAGUGUUUAUUGAAUUAAUUGCAAGAAAACAUACAUUUCGACUGUACGUUGCCGUAAAAAAAGUAACACCUAUUAAAAUGAUUGCAUUUCUAAUGUAUUAUCGUUAAUUGGUGCAACUUAUAUCGAAAACGUAAACCACCUGGAACACUCAAUAUUUAUUCGAUUUCGAUUGAUUAAACUAGCAAGAAAGUUGUAGUGUAUACGUGUAAUUACUUGUUAGAGCUGAGAAUGGCGGAACAAGGUGAAAACAAUGAAAAUCCAUUGGAUAUCGAUGGGAGUAACUUCAACCCAGACACGUACUUAGAAUGCCUGAUGAAGUGCGCUACUUUGCGGCAAGUGAUGGACAAAGAGGCUGAAAUCGUUACCCAAAGUCAGUUCCUUCAGUCAGAGAUGCAGACUUUGGUAUACGAAAAUUACAACAAAUUCAUUUCUGCUACAGAAACCGUUCGUAAAAUGCGUUCAGAUUUCAAGAUAAUGCAAGAAGAAAUGAACAAACUUAGCGAGAACAUCAAUAAAAUCACUACAUUCAGUGGACAGAUUUCUGAAUCUCUUAAAGAGAGUGGGAAUAAUGUGAGUAGACUGUGUGGCACAAGGCAAUUGUUGGAUAAACUUCAAUUUUUAUUUCUACUACCUUCACAGCUGAACAAAUCAAUAUUAGAAGGCCGAUAUACAGAUGCCGUUCAUGACUACACACAUGCUCAAAGAGUGCUACAGAAAUAUGGAAAUCAACCUUCAUUCCAAAGCAUUCAGACUGAGUGCUCUGAAAUAAUUUACGGCCUAAAGAAAACCCUCAGGGACAGGCUACUUAGCCCUGAGACGUCAGCCUCUGAAAUUGCUGAGAGUGUAGGAUUACUGAGACAGCUCCAGGAGACAGAUUCUUCAUUGAAGGAAAUAUUUUUGAGCUGUGCUGAGAGCAGACUGGAUAAGCACUUGCAAACAUUAAACAACAUAGUUGACAGCACUGACAUCUUAGAAUGGGUUGAGAAAUGUAACAACACCCUAUUGGCUGACCUCGGCAUUAUCAUAUCAUGUUACCAUGAAAUGUUCCAAGAGGACGACCACACUGACAUCCCAGAGUUUGCUGAUAAAAUAAUGCUGCAAGUGUUCCAUCUAUUUGAAGAAGUAGCUAAAAGACCAGAGAAUAUUGGCACUGAAAUGCUUAUAAGAGGCCUGGACAAGUUCUUCAGAAAACUCCAGGCAAUGACAGAGAUUAUCUCAAGUGAUACAAUGUCUAACAAGGCUGUGGAAGUGGUCAUCCAAUGCAUCAACCAUAGAGCCACAAUACAAUAUCAGUCCAUACAAGCCCAAUUCAAAGAAAGUCUGAUGAAAGUGAGGCAGUCUUUAGCCAGUAAGGGUUCAGAGACUGCAGAUUUAAAAGAUAUCUUAAAUUCCCUACAAGUUUAUUUAAUGCAAAAAGUUCAAGCAUCCCUCCUAGAUCUAAUGGCAUUUCUGCAGAACACCCUUUCCUUUGGACUCAAAUCCUGGUGUGCUAAAGCAGUAGCUGACACAUGCUGGAAAGUGAUCUCUGAAACAAUGGCCAAUCUCUCAGACAUGGUGAAAAAGAUGGCUUGUCUCCAAACCUCUAAUAAUAACAUUCCAUUUGAGCUGUUGCUCAUUCUAGCCAAAUUAUGCUUAGAAAUGCAGGAGAAUGGAGUGACUACACUGCAUAGUCAUUUAGCUAAGCUUUUAGAAGAGGCUGCCCCUGGUUUGACUUUGGAGAAUAGAGACACAAACAGUGUGAUGGUUCAUCUAUCUACAGCUGCCCAAGCAGCUUUGGACUCUGAGGUGGUAUUUAUUGGUCAAACUGCAGCACAAAUGCUGAGGGUGUCUGUGCUAGCUCGAGACUGGUUAAGAGCACCAGAGCCGAGAGGACCAAGAGCAGUGUGCAGGAGGGUGGUCGAGACUUUGGCCAGCGCAGACAGUGCUGCCUCACAAUUGUUCCCAAGCAGUAUUAAGCCCUCAAGUGAUUCCAGUAGGCGGACUAUCUGGUCUAGAGCGCCAUCUUCGUUUUCGCCGAUCAACCGAAUAUUUUCUGAACGAAUUGAGGUAUUUAGCCCUGCUGGGGCUGACAGGUCGGCUUUGUCCAAUGGCGCGCUUAAAGUAGCACUGAAAGCAUUGGUGGAGUGUGUGAGACUCCGCACUUUCGGCAGACACGGCUUGCAACAACUACAGGUUGAUGUCCAUUUUCUGCAGCAGAGAUUGUCAUGCAUGGGCAAUGAUGAGAGGCUGCUGAAUGCUUUGUUAGAAGAUGCACUGGCUUCAGCCCAACUUAGAUGUGUUGAUCCUCAGCUAAUGGAACCUAGUAUUGUAGAUAUUAUUUGUGAGAGAGGUUAGGCAAUUUUAGUAAUAAUUAUUCUAAGUAAAAAAAUGUAAUUCAUAUACAAAUGUUUAUUUAUAUUUUAAGUCAAUUUUAUUGAAAUAAACAGACACUGUAUGCACUGGUU
Ostrinia furnacalis (Asian corn borer) is the source of this 2483-nucleotide messenger RNA. It is a transcript of the gene Vps51, whose product is annotated as vacuolar protein sorting 51. The coding region runs from base 268 to 2373 and encodes 701 amino acids. Gene Ontology annotation, cellular component: GARP complex; membrane; EARP complex. The record is from RefSeq and is a predicted model, not a curated record. The transcript has a single exon. Lineage: Eukaryota; Metazoa; Arthropoda; Insecta; Lepidoptera; Crambidae. Gene Ontology annotation, biological process: endocytic recycling; retrograde transport, endosome to Golgi; lysosomal transport.